CACGAGGCGCAGGUUGAUGACGCGGCAGGCCAGAGCAGUCGAGCGACAAGACCAGGACCGUCGUUUACCGCGGUUUUUAAGACUUGAAACAAAAUAUUGAUACCGGUUUCAGCAACACUGUCCAUAAAUGAUUAAAACAAUCACGUAAAUAAUCCCUUUAGUGUAAAUAAUGUCAGUGUUUUGUCAUUCCACGGAGCUGCGUUGAUUAGCUGUGUCUGUCGCUGCGGGCAGUGCGCUCCGGAUGAACGUGCUCUCCUCAGACUGAACACUCUGCUCUCCUCCUCACAUGUUGACAGACAGACGCCCCUCUGCCAGUCUGCAGUCAUGCUGCCUCUCAAAGAGAAGGACAAGCCCAUCGUCCAGAAGCUGCUGUCGGCUGGCUGCUGUGCUCGCUGCGUCCUCAGGUUCUGCUGCGUGAGCGUCCACGCGCCCUACCGCCAACCGCAGGAGGAAAUACUGAAGCAACUGCGAGCUUUUAUCUCCGACACAAGUAGCGGCCAAGACUCCUCGGAAUCCAACCGCGCAGAGACGGAGGCGCCGACUGCAGCCGGAUCGGAGACAUGUGAUGAUCCGCCCUGUAAAAGAGCCAAACUGGAGCCCGGCGUGGACCCAGGUCAGCCUGAGGUCCAGGCCGCCGCCACCAGGCAGGAGGACGGGGACUCGCACGUCUGCGUGGUGUGUCUGGGAGUCCUGCAGGAGCUCUGUGGAACCGUCCAGGCCUCCAAGAUCGCCGAAGCAGUGAAGUCUGAGAACUACGAGUUCGACGCGAUGGUGCUGUCCGUCUCCCUGCCUGCUCAGCUGUGCGUCCGCGAGCACUCCUGUUGGCUCCACGUGAAGAAAGAAGUGAGGGAGAAGGCCAUGGUGCUCAGUAAGGACGACGUGGUCCAGGUGAAGGAGGCCUUCAAGUGGAUCAUGCAGGGCCUGGUGGCCAAGGAGCUGGGGGGCGUCGCCGUGGUGACCAAGAGUCCGUUUGAAGUGGGCGUGGAGUUCACGCACCCGGACACCGACUCCGACUGCCACUUCCUAGCGUCCACGUGUCCCGACUGCUUCAAACCCACCAAGAACAAAGAGUCGGUGUUCACCCGGAUGGCCGUGGUCAAAGCCCUGGAAAAGAUUCCCGACGCCCGCUUCCUGCGGCACUACCCCAGUCCCCCGGCGCGGCCCGGCGCCAGCUGCAGCCCCCAGGACGUCCAGUGCCUCCACCUGUCGGUGUUCGUAGCAGGCAGGUACAACAAGUUCUGCCGCAGCCUGCCGCAGACGCCCUGGCUGAUCGACGGCGAGAGGAGGAUGGAGUCGUCGGUGGAGGAGCUGAUCGCCGCCCCCAUCCUGUCGGGCUUCAGAGCCGACGGUUUCAACUUCUCCUCGUCCGGCCGGGAGGACGUCGACGUCCGCACUCUGGGAAACGGACGCCCGUUCGCCAUGGAGCUGCUCAAUCCUCACAGAUCCUCGUUCAGCAGAGUCCAGAUGAAGCAGCUGCAGGAGGCCAUAAAUGCAUCAUCUGAUAAGAUCAGAGUGCGCGACCUGCAGGUGGUCAGCAGGGAGGCCAUGAGCCGCAUGAAGGAGGGCGAGGAGGAGAAGACCAAGUCCUACACGGCCCUGGUCUGGACCCAGAAGACCAUCAGGAGGGAGGACAUCCGCUUCAUCGACGACAUCAAGGACCUGACUCUGGACCAGAAGACCCCCCUGAGGGUGCUGCACCGCCGGGCGCUGGCCGUCCGCCAGCGGGUCAUCCACAGCAUGAGCACUCGCUUCCUGGACCCGCACCACUUCUACCUGGGCCUGAAGACCCAGGCCGGCACCUACAUCAAGGAGUUCGUGCACGGAGACUUCGGCCGCACCACGCCCAACCUGUGCCAGCUGCUGAGCAGCGACACCGACAUCCUGGAGCUGGACGUGGAGUCGGUGGACGUGGACUGGCCUCCUGCGAUCCCGGAGUGACCCCGGAGCGACCCCGGCACCCGUCCGGUACGUGAGAGAGCAGCAGGACGCCUGGGCCUCGCCCCGGAGCUGCGGCUGGAGCAGGAAGUGAACCACGCCCUGCGGCCGGGACCGGAACCGGCUCUGAGUCCUGGACGCCUCUUCAGCAGCUUCCUGUCUAGUUUGAGGAACGGUUUGAUAGAAACCCGGAGAAACCGCUCGGCUCAGAGGGACGGAUGGGAAGUGGAGGACUUUCUGUUGAGUUUGUGUUUGUUUGAUGCUCCACACACUUUGUUACAGCUUGAAGUAAAGACUGGAGAGAAAACUGCUGAUGUUUCACGUUUCUCAUCAUCAGUCCUGUAAAUGUGAGUUUUUUCAAGGUUCACGGUCCGACAGUGCAAAAUGCCGCCGUGGUUCAUCCGGACGCAGCAGGGAGUCGAUUUGACCAGAAUUACCUGCUGGUCACGUGACUCACUGGAGCGUUUCAUUUUUCCGUCUGUAAACACUAGAAGUCGCUGUUUGACAGCAGAACCACAGGAAGUUCUCCCUUCCUGCUGCGCCAGGCUGCACAGCAGAGUCCAAGAGAAACGGACAGAGGGUCCUGGACCAGCAGCUGGACCCGAUCCAUCUGGACCUCAUGCAGGGUGUGCAGAAUCAUCAGGCAAAUGAGCAUUUUGACCACAUCAACCUCUUUAGGCAUGUUGUCCUUCUCCAAGUGGUUCAGGCUUGAAAGCCAAUGAAGCACAUCAGGUGAAGUGCAUCUCUGUAAUGAG
Salarias fasciatus (jewelled blenny) is the source of this 2690-nucleotide messenger RNA. It is a transcript of the gene pus10, whose product is annotated as pseudouridine synthase 10. The transcript has 18 exons. Bases 325 to 1938 code for a protein of 537 amino acids. Gene Ontology annotation, biological process: tRNA pseudouridine synthesis. Gene Ontology annotation, molecular function: RNA binding; pseudouridine synthase activity. The record is from RefSeq and is a predicted model, not a curated record. NCBI's taxonomy places the organism in Eukaryota, Metazoa, Chordata, Actinopteri, Blenniiformes, Blenniidae.